Messenger RNA from Saccostrea cuccullata (small rock oyster), 602 nucleotides. RefSeq names its product galactose-specific lectin nattectin-like. The transcript has 4 exons. NCBI's taxonomy places the organism in Eukaryota, Metazoa, Mollusca, Bivalvia, Ostreida, Ostreidae. The record is from RefSeq and is a predicted model, not a curated record. Gene Ontology annotation, molecular function: signaling receptor activity. The coding region runs from base 22 to 474 and encodes 150 amino acids.
UUACUGCCCAGAGCUGUCAUUAUGAUAAAAUAUCAACUAUUUUUACUUUUUGCAGUCAAUCAGUUUUGCUUCACCUCUGCAGCAUGCCCCAGUCAUUGGAUGCGAUUUGCAAACAAUUGUUAUCUGUUUGUCAUACGUUAUCCUUUGGACUGGAUUAAUGCAAUGACCUUCUGUAAGGCGUACAGAGCAAAGUUAGCGGAGGUAAAAUCAGCAUCAGAGAACAACUUUCUUCAACAUGAAGCCAGACGACUUAAAGGAAGUUUCUGGUUAGGGGCGACUGACGUCAUAAUGGAAGGGACAUGGAGGUGGAUAAGCACGGACACAAUUUUAUCUUAUUCCGCCUGGUUACCCAAACAGCCUGAUAACCACGAAAGUAAAGAACAUUGUCUGCAUCUGCUCAACACUUAUCAGAGUAAAUGGAAUGAUGUAGCAUGCGACAAAAAAUUUAAUUUCAUCUGUGAAAAAUCUGCAUAAAUUUCAAUGCUAGCAAAAGUUGCGCUGACAUGGAUGAAAAACAUUUGGACAAUCAUUCCAAAAAUAUGCAAAUAUUUACAUUUUCAAUAAAAGUGUCUAAUGUCUCGUAUUUUUUGCUGCCAGUUUUA